UACCGAAAAAUACAUCACACCCCGUAGAACACCAGCAGCUAUUACAAAAAUUUUAUACCUCUACAAAAUUUUCUCCACUUCAUCAUUACGGAAAGGGUCCAAAUAAUAACUUCUCCCCGGCGUGCAUAAUUCAUUAUUUAUACUAAUAUACAGUGGUUGUGUACGGUACUGAUUGUGAACAUGUGGUGAUUUUGACCGAUUAACGGGUGGAUGUGUAACGUGAGAAACCACACAGUAUCAGCCACAGAUAAGAUUACCCCCGGAUUGAGGGGAGGAUUUGAUUACCCGAUCCGUUGUAAAUCGAUCUGACGAAGCCGAGUGGUGAGGCAGCCAUGUCUAGCUUGUUUUCAUGUUUUGGGAAGAAAAGCAAAGUUAAGAGAGGAAACAAGGAACCGAAAGACAGAAAGAAAGAUGCCAAAAGCAAAGAAAAAGAACAGACCCCACUUAUCAUUAAGGAUGAGAGGAAACCGCCUUUGGAGGAAAGUGUACCAGACGUAGCCCAGACAAAUGGGGAUGUGCACAGGGAGGAGGUGGAGGUGUCCCCACCGGAAGAACCCAGCAGCCCCUUAAUUAAAGAGCUGGAGAUCAAACUUCUAGAGAGGAGAGAGAAAGGCAAAGCAGACGACAACAAAACAGAUAUCAAAGAAAUCCAAGAUGAUCUACCCCGAGAGCAGGAACUUAACAAAGCUGAAAAGAAAACACCGGAAUCAGAAGCACACAUGAUCACACAGACAGAGGAAAUAGAAAAGAAUGCAACGGUCGUGUCAGAAAAUACCACACCGGUAGUAACGGAAAAGAAAGCGCCGAUCGUGCCGGAAAAGAAAGCACCGGUUGUGUCGGAAAAGAAGGCACCGGUCGUGGCGGAAAAGAAAUCACCGGUUGUGCCGGAAAAGAAGGCACCGGUCGUGGCGGAAAAGAAAGCACCGGUUGUGCCGGAAAAGAAGACACCGGUCGUGGCGGAAAAGAAAGAGGUAGAUAUUAGUGCAUUAGAAGAGCAAAUAGAAAAAUCGAGGUCUGAGAUUCUACAACUCAGAACCGAAAACAUCCAACUCAAAAAGGAGAUUUCCGAGAGUGAACAUCUGAAGAGCUUAUCAUUAGAAAAGGCACAACUAGAAGACCAAAUCAAGCGUUUGGAAGACUCAUACAAACAACUUCAAGCAAGAGAACAUAAGAUUACUACUGAAUACGAAGAUUUGAAGAAUUCUGUGUCAAAAGAAAGUGAAAAAUUUAAAGAUGAAAUGGAAGAAAGGUUAAGACUUGCUCUCAAUGAGAGACAAAAUAUUUUAACUUCCUUUGAGGAAAUGGGCACAUUAUGCUGCAGUCUUGCUUGUAAAAUUGACACUAUGGAGUCCACAAAACAACAGCGUACAGAAGAGGACAUAACACCGCGGGUAGAGAGUUUGGGGGAAUCACACAAACUGGUCAACAAAGAUCUGACAACAUUAAGGCACCAUCUAGAUGAACUGGAACUUCGAAUUAUUCGUCUGGAAGUCGACAAAGACAAUCUGGAGGAUCUUCAUAGUGAGAACUUCGUAGCCUUGGAGGAAACAAGAAAGGAAAAUUCCAAUUUGGUGGUCAAAAUAAAGAAAUUGGAAGUUGAAUGUGAAGGAAAGAAGACAAAUUUAGUCCAAGCAGAGAAAGAGAAGGCAAUUAUGUCAUCACAGCUAACAAUGUUGAUGACAGAGGUUGAAAACCUUAAACGGAAGAUGGAUGAGUUGUCUGUUGCCCAUGGUGAAAAGGAGGCAGCGUUAGAAAACUCAUCGAGGAAGCAUUCAACCCUGAGCGAAGAAAUCAAAGUACAAGGAAUAAAAAUACAGACAAUGACAUCAUUGGUCAAGGAAAGGGAAGAGACAUGCAACAAAACUGAGAAGAAAUUGAGGGAAGCAAAAAAAUUGAAUGAGGAACUUAUGAAACGAUUACAUGAGCAAGAAAACAAGAAACAGAAUGGCACUAGUCCAGUGAAAAUGAACGGUGCUGCAUCGCUGACUGUUCCAAUAGCAGACGAUACGAGUCGUUUGCACAAAAUCUCGGAACGGUUUGCUGUCGAACUUUAUGGUGGCCUAUGGUGUGAAGCAUACCAAAAACUCACAACAGUAUUCAAAAGAGAGGAAAAGAAAUCGCUACAAAUACUGAUGGACUUCUGCACUGAAGCAUAUCUCCAUUGCCGACGAACGGCCAGGCAGCAGCUGGACUCAGUAUAUUCCCUGCUGACCAACCCUUCUGUCGCACAUGGACGCAACAGUAUCAGCAGACGAUCACCGUCAUCCAAACAGUCGACUCCAGAGAAUAUCCCGCCGAGUCUUCGCCAUCAGAUCGUACAGUUCCGGAAAGAUCCUUCCAGAGACUUCCUGGACAGUUUAUACGAUGAUUUCCUAAGUGUCUUAGACUUCCAGAAGUCCCGUCACCUGAGAAGUUUCCAUAUGAAAGAGGUGAAAGACAUUGCUCCCUACAUCACGAAAUGUCUGGCCAUCAGCUGGGAGAUGGUGGUUCAGGACCCACCGAUGUACCUACAGUUCAAAAUCCGGCAUGGCACCCCCGUGGAUCGGGAAAAAUACAAUUUUUACACGACAGAGGGAGAAGUGGUGGACUACCUUGUGUGGCCGGCCGUGCUGAGGGAAGAGAACGGUGUGGUACUGCACAAAGGCUUGGUGCAGGCUAUUUCAUCCCGACCAGGUUAACGCUACAGACUGGCAAUUCUAUAUCGCUACAGACUGGCAAUUCUAUAAUUAUGAGGGUCCACAUAAAAUAUACAUACAUGUAAAAGGUUUUUAUUUUAAGCAAGGGGGAUUUGCAUGAAUAUCAUGUGCACUAUGCUCAGAAUGUAUUGAUAAGAAAUGGAGUUGUGUUGUGAUUGUUGAUUUAUUUUUACUUUAAUCUUCAAGGUUUUGUUUUGAUGGAGUUACAUUCAUUGUACUAACACAUUUGUCUCAGUCUUUUUAGUCCCAAUAUUUGUAAACAGAGCACUGCCUUUUUUUUAGUUCACUGCCUCCAUUGAGUCGUAUUGUGCAUCUCCAGGGACAUUUUAUAAAGAUUGUCAUUUUUUUUGUGUAUAUAUAAGAGAAGUUGCAUCUAGCCGUGACAUUUGGAUAAUGUUGGAUUGGACUUUGCUUUAUGUGUUGUGUGUCGGUAAAUUGUUCUAUUCUAGCGACAGAGCGGAUACCUAAUACGUGUCCUUGGAAUGUUGGGAUAAAGGGAGCAGAAUCGUUCACUAAUGGUCAUAGGAUGCAUAAUCUAGUCAAAGGACACAAUUAUGCUGUUUUGUUGCCAUGACAUUUAGUAUUACAGAAACUGCAAUAUUUCAUUCUUGUCUGUGCCAUUUCCCAUGUCUCCCGGUAGGUAAUACUUUGUACCCUGGACACAAAAAUAUAAACACAACCAUCAAAUGGUGGAAGGAUUCAUUUACACAAAUUUUUAAACUACUACUUAUAUUGCUAAUCUUGAUUUUAGCAUUUAUUUCUUUUUAAACAUUUUCAUCCGAUGUUUUAUCGAACACUUCCUUUAGUGAGAACUUUACAUUUCAUCGUAAUGGCAUUUAAGCUUGGUAUAUGACUGGCAUUUUAUCAGUCACAGGUUGUGUUUAUCUGUACAUUUGUUGUGUCUUUUUGUUGUUGAGAUUAAAACUACAAAUAUAAA
Molecule: messenger RNA, 3633 nt
Organism: Ostrea edulis (European flat oyster)
Lineage: Eukaryota; Metazoa; Mollusca; Bivalvia; Ostreida; Ostreidae
Product: golgin subfamily A member 6-like protein 22
Exons: 7
Coding region: 333-2678 (781 amino acids)
Biological process (GO): mitophagy by internal vacuole formation; mitochondrial protein catabolic process
Cellular component (GO): mitochondrial outer membrane
Source: RefSeq, a predicted model, not a curated record